UCCACUUCUAGGACAAAUAUUGAGGGAGGAGUAUAACAUAUUCAGCUCCAUAUAUAUAAAUAUUCGGUAUAUUGCAUAUUCAGCUCACCUCUGAUCUGUCUUCAACCAGCAUAACGCGGCGCCACAAUUUGUUUGGAGUCUUAUUGCAUAAUCUUGUCAUCACGCGCGUAUAUAUGCUAUAUAUAACCCGUCUCCACUAAUUCUAUCAAUAUCCUUUCUUUUGAUUCGAGGAUUUCUUUUGAUUCGAGGAUUAAUUGCAAAAUAAUUAAAUGGCCGGCCGUCAUCCUCAUCCACAUCAUCAUCUCUUGGUCGGCGCCGUCCUUAUUUUCACAAUCGCCGGCGUUUCCUCCUCUGUUUCUGGUUGUGACAGCUGUGUUCAUCAAACCAAAGUCUCUUACUUCUCUAACGCUUCUGCCCUCCUCUCCGGUGCUUGCGGGUAUGGAUCGAGGGCCGUUGGUUUAUACGACGGCGGACGAAUAGCUGCGGCCGCGCCAGCAAUCUUUAAGGACGGUGCCGGUUGUGGCGCCUGUUAUCAGAUGAGUUGCAAAGACACAAGUAUGUGCAAAAAAGAAGGGACGACGGUGAUGGUCACCGAUCUUAACACAAACAACCAAACACAUUUUGUGAUCAGCAGCAGAGCUUUCAUGGCCAUGGCUAAACAGGGCAAUGAACGACACCUUCUUAAGCUUGGCAUUCUCGAAGUCGACUAUAAAAGGGUGGCUUGUGAUUAUUAUAAGAACAAGAAUUUGGCUAUCCGUGUGGAAGAAUCAAGCCAAAAGCACAAUAAUUACCUAGCGAUUAAGUUCCUUUAUCAGGCUGGCCAGACUGAAAUUGUAUCUGUUGACGUGGCUCAGGUGGGGGAGUCGUCAGGUUGGACCUUUAUGACCCGCAAACAUAAUGCUGUCUGGGAGACUAGCCAAGCGCCAACCGGGGCAUUGCAAUUCCGGUUCGUUGUAACGGCGGGAUACGACGGCAAGUGGUAUUGGGCAAAGAAGGUGUUACCGUCAAAUUGGCAAAAUGGGGUGACAUAUGAUUCCGGAUUACAGAUCACCGACACCGCCGAAGAGGCGGGUUGUUCUCCAUGUGGCGGCAACCCCGCCACUGCCGCCUAUGUACAAAAUUGACCCUAAUUAAGCAACCUACCUGACAUAGCUAACUUCCCAUGCCACGCACCCUAGAUUGAAUUGUACCAUUGCAUUCUUGUGUAGAGUUCGUAGAUUGAGCGCGCUGUACUAAAUAUACUUACAAGUAUAUUAUACGGUUGUAAAGUUCUAAUUUAUAUCUUGCAUCCAAUAAACUGAUCCACAUCGAAAUCGAUCAGAAAAAAUUAAUAAAGCUUGUAACGUUUCUAAUUAAUAAAGCUUGAAUUGUACGUUUCUAUCUAGCUAGACAACUUUGUUUAUAAAAUAAUAAUAACAGUGAAUGAA
Molecule: messenger RNA, 1427 nt
Organism: Cuscuta epithymum
Lineage: Eukaryota; Viridiplantae; Streptophyta; Magnoliopsida; Solanales; Convolvulaceae
Source: the annotation of a GenBank genome assembly